GCUGAAACUUUCACCGCAUUCCCAUGUGCUCCACACGCGCCAAAAAUUGUGCUACCCCCAGAAUUAAGCUAUUUCAGUAACCUCUGCACUCGCACCGAGAACCACAAUGGCGCAACCUGCUGGCACACCGGUUGAUUUCCCAAUCAACACCUUGCGGGUGUUGAGGCGUUUGCCGCAAAACAUAUAAUAGGUGCGUAUGAGAAGUCUUGUCGACUGUAGGCCCAGUCAAACCCAGUGGACACUCAGGCACUCGAUUCUCAAGGCCACGCCCCAACUGACCUGCAAACACGCGCACAACGCUGCAGGUAAAGUCUAGUCAGCUGAAACAUGAAUGAAGAUCUCGAGCGAGCAGAAGCUGGUCCUAGUGUUCAGCACACAGAUAAUGAUGGUCAACGUGAAGAGCAGGUCCGCGUCGCGACUAGAAAUGGUUUAAAUAAUGUUGCAACGACACCAGGAGAUAGCUCAGCGCUUGUGGCAGUGUGGAUGCAACGACUUCAAAUCCUCACCUUUAUAACAACAUUUCUCGCUUCGAUCGACGGAGGACUUUUUGAGCUCACCACGCCGUCGCAGAUGCCACUUCAAGAAUUUGUUUAUGCAUGCUUCGCUGGCGCCCUCGUUUUCCAUGUUUGUGCUUCAAUUCUGGGAUAUAUAGCAUCAUUUGCUCUCAUUCGAUAUCAGCUCAGUGAUGUAGCUCCUUCUGAUACAAAGAACACCGAGCGAACGCUUAUGACCAUCCCUCCUUUUGAUGCUAUGAGCACCUUUUUUCAAGUUGUGCCCUUGAAUUCGGGGCUCCAGAUUACAUCCAGGACGUCCAUUCCUCCGCUGGAUCUCCUGACCCGGUGCUAUUUUACGACUUUGGCGUUGAGUAGUAUCGGCUUCAUUUUGGCUCUUCUUGGUAUCGCUGGUUACGCGUGGGUGAUACUGCAGCAAGUUGUAGGGAUAUUCACGGUAGUUUGUCUUGGUGUUAGCAUCGUGGCAUCUGUGUGGGCGGUGCUGUAAACUACGUACUUUGACUGCAGGUCUAGAUUAUCCCAGAUUUGAUAAAACUGACAGGUGUCAGCAGACAGUUCUAGCUUCACCUGCGAACAUUCUAUUCCCUACAGUAUUUAAGCUCACGUUAAACUAUUAGUAGGGCAGUUGAUCUUUUCCCCCCGAAUAACACUUGAGUUCGACCAGUCAAAAA
Suillus bovinus is the source of this 1183-nucleotide messenger RNA. RefSeq lists its product as uncharacterized. The record is from RefSeq and is a predicted model, not a curated record. The coding region runs from base 328 to 999 and encodes 223 amino acids. The transcript has 6 exons. Lineage: Eukaryota; Fungi; Basidiomycota; Agaricomycetes; Boletales; Suillaceae.